Molecule: messenger RNA, 1004 nt
Organism: Somion occarium
Lineage: Eukaryota; Fungi; Basidiomycota; Agaricomycetes; Polyporales; Cerrenaceae
Source: the annotation of a GenBank genome assembly
GCUUAAUAUAACCUUAAGCCGUUCUACUUAAGACCUACCUUCAACUGUCCAGUGUCACUGUUCUAUUGCAUCGUUAACCCUUCAACACGCAAGUCGUAAUAAGCUCUCUGCAAACUAUUAACCGGGAUCGCCUGCAAUGAAGUUCUUUUCUCAGUCCUUCUUGUACGACGAUCCCUGGUCCAUUGUUUCGUUUGCGUUCUUUCUACGCUAUCCGAACCCUUUUGCAUCCCAUGUUGCUUCAGUGGAUGUCAUCUCCCGAAGCUUCAGCCCUACAGGCUCGCUGCUGACAACUCGGCUUAUACUGAAGAGGGGUUCACUUCCCAGGUGGGCUCCAAGGGGUAUCAUCGCCAAGGCCGAGAGUUGGAUCGUUGAGGAAAGCGAAGUGGACCCAGAGGGGAGGGUCGUACGCUGCACAACCAAGAAUCUUGACCAUGUCAAGAUUAUGCGUGUAGAGGAGCAUAUAACUCUUCGCCAGACAGAUGACAAUCGUACAUUGCAAACCACCGAAGCUAAGUUUAUCUCCGGUUUCGGUUGGGGUCUGACAAAGCGAAUUGAGAACCAUGGUCUUGCACGCUUCAAAAGUCACGUUCAACGAUCUCGCGAGGGCCUCGCGGUUAUUCUCAGCCUCAUUCGCCAGUCACGCAUGCAGCCCAUGACUCUGGGACCCGCACCCCUGGUUACUUCCCGCCAGUCGUUCACGGGCUCUGAGGAUGUGCGAAAUGACCGCGAGGAAACUCGUCAACCAAAAGAUGACCAGGCUCCAGACUCACCUAGCUCGGCAGAAAGACCCUGGUCAAAAAUAGCUUCAUGGCUGCGGCCAAGAUGAAAGUAAAUACUAAUGUUAACUAUCAAGUACGAUAUUCCACGCGGUCCUCGUUCGUAGUUCGUGUUAUCUUUCUUUGGGUCGAUUUUGCUGUUACUGUUCUCUCCUUGCACCGAUAUCCUGUACUUGUAUGGACUGUAUCUCUAGGUUACAAUAAUCUAUCUCAGCAUGCUCACCGCUC